AUGGAAAAAAGGGUCUGGGUUACUACUCGAUCCACUGUACGGACGCCCAACGACCUGACCGAAUGCAAGGUCAUGCGAGGCAUCAUCGACCAAGAGCUCAGAGAGCGCAAGUACAAGCACGGCGACGAUGAUAAGAAUGGGGUAGCCCCCAACCAGUCAGCACUGGGGUGGUGCCACUUAGAGACGCAGUUAGUUCCCGCCUUCGUCAUCGAUGAAGGAAUUUUACUUGAUUACAUGGCUAUUGUAUCGACAACCACUGCUGUAGGAUGGGUUGUUUCACCUAUUAUUAACAGUAUGGUUUCACUGGUGCAAUCCUAUAUAUCAAGUCAGUACAGCUGGAAGUCUGAGGUGGAGAAUGACCUCAAGAAUUUGACGGUUACUUUAGUGGAGAUACUCCCGGUGGUUGGUGUAGCUGAAAGGCGAAAAGUAGUGGAUAGAGAUCAGAUGGUAUUGCUGCGCCAAAUGAAAGAAGCAGUUUGUGAUGCAGAAGAUGUGUUAGAUGAGUUUGACUAUAUGCUUCUAAGAGGAAAAAAUGAGCAUCAAGGCAUGGUUAGGCGCAUAGCCUCCUCGUCACUUUCUCUUGGUAAGCGAUUAAUUGGUGUUGAUAAAUUAAGAUCGAAAUUACAGAAGGUUAUUGAAAGCAUGACCAGAGUUAAAGAUUGUGCUGUGAAGUUUGUGAGCGUUAUGGGACUCGAGAUCACUGACUCUAGUCAGUCUCAUGAAUGUGUUCCAGCAAGAGCCACCGGAUCAUUUCCGAAUGAAGAUACCAUUUUAGGACGAGAAAAGGAGUUUGACGAAUUGGUCAGUUGGUUGCUUAAGCAAAGCGAUGUACCUUCGCCAGAUAAUGGUUUAUCAUUAAUUACGGAGGUGCAUCAUGUUGCUGGUGUUGGAGGCACUGACAAGGCUGCAGUAGCUAAACUAAUCUACAAUGAUAAUAGAAUAGCCUUGCAUACUAUUGUUGGUGGCGGAGGAAUUGGCAAGACUACAGUAGCUCAACGCAUCUACAAUGAUAAGAGAAUAACAGAGACUUUUGAUCUAAAGAUGUGGGUUUGUGUUUCAUAUAACUUCGACAAGAUUAAUCUUCUUAAAGAGAUCAUAGCACACACAACUGGUGGUAAGAACAUUGAAUUGACCAAUUUCAAUUUCAAUAUGCUCCAAGAAGAACUUAAAAGGAGAAUAUCUGGCAAGAGAUUUCUUUUAGUGUUGGAUGACGUGUGGUACGAUGAGAAUUUUGGGGAACAUAAUAACAAACAGAGGUGGAGUGAAUUGAUGGCUCCCAUGGAAAAUGCACAAGAAGGAAGCAAAAUACUAGUGACAACCCGGAUGGAAUUAGUAGCAAAAAUGCUGGAUUCCAGAAAUCCUUUCUUCUUACAGGGCCUUGGACAAGAUAAAAGCUGGUCGCUCUUCUCAAAAUGUGCUGAUAUGUCGGACGAUAUUCAUCCAGAACUACGAAGAAUUGGAAGCCAAAUUGUUCAGGGUCUUCAUGGUUUGCCUCUAGCCAUAAAAGUGAUAGGAGGGCAUUUAAAAAGCAAGAGCAGAGUUGCAGAAUGGAACGAAGUUCUUCAGAACAAUACCUUCGAUCAAAAUGACAUUUCGAAGAUAUCGCGCUUAAGCUAUGAUGGUUUACCUGAACACCUCAAGCGUUGCUUUGCUUAUUGCAGUUUAUUCCCCAAAGGUUAUCACAUUGAUCCGAAUAGGUUGAUACAUAUGUGGAUAGCUCAGGGUUUUGUCGACAUCGGAGGAAGUGCAAAGACGUCUUUGGAGGAUCGUGGAAGAAGUUACUUCAAUGAUUUGCUAACUAGAUCAUUUUUCCAAAUGCUUAGGCAUGGCAACCAAACAUUCUAUGUUAUGCAUGAUAUAAUGUGUGACCUUGCACUUAAUGUUUCUGAGGGUGAGUGCUUUAGGUUUGGGCGAGAGGAUAUGGAGGAGAUACCUCUCUACACAAGGCAUCUGUCUGUUUAUAGUGAAAACCUGGGAAAUCUUGUGAAUUGUGAUUUAACGAAAUUGCGUUCACUGAUAGUUCUGAGCAAGUCUUGGUUUUGCUCCAAGGUCUGUCUGAAUCAUGAUAUACUUCGCAAGCUCAAGAGUGUGCGGGUGCUUGACAUAAGUGGUUGCUGUUUUGAAAAAUUACCUGAUGCUGUCAAUCGGCUGAUUCACCUGCGGUACCUAGGAAUAAGCCGGACUUAUUACCCGCUGCCACAAGAGAUGACUAUGUAUCAUUUGCAGGCCUUGUUUGUGCAAUAUCAUUCAUGUUGUUCCUUGAGGGAAUAUGGUAACCCUUUAAAGGGGAGAGUAAAGAAUGUUGCAGGCCAUUUCCAUCUUCCAGAAAGCAUCAAUAAACUUAUUAAUUUGACCCAUGUUCAUGUAGAGAAGGCAUAUGUGCUUAUGUUAUCCAGCACACACAUACUUCCGUCUGUUGAGUGUGCUGGAGAAUUCCAUGUUGACGAGGAGGAAGGAAGUUUAGUUGGUCUGAAAGACCUCAAGAAGCUCCGAGGACAGCUCACCAUUAUGUCUCUGGACAAAGUGAAAAACAAAGUGGAAGCUUCUAAGGCCCAUCUACACCUUAAGGAGCACAUAACCAAGUUGGAGCUACAAUGGGGAUCAUCUAAGUGUGCUAGUUCUACCAAGCGGGGUUUUGAGGUGCUUGAUGCCCUAAAACCACACCCUGAUCUUGAGGAGCUAACUAUAAGUGGAUAUCCUGGUGCUAGGUCUCCUUCUUGGCUGGAAUCUUGUUGGCUGAGUAGAGUGCAAUUGAUUUGCUUACGUGAUUGUGGAAGAUUGGAGGUACUUCCACCUUUAGGGAAUCUGCCGUUACUCAAAACUCUUGAAGUACGGAGAAUGGAAAAGCUAAAAACACUUGGUCGAGAGUUCUUUGGCUAUGCUGGAUUUCCUUCUUUAGAGAGUUUGCUGCUGGAACUCUUACCGAAGUUGGAAUGGUGUCUUGUAGACAAUGAUCAAGUGUUUCAUAAUCUGAGACACCUUUCAGUCGCUGGCUGUCCAGAGUUAAGAGCAUAUCCCACCUAUCCUCGUACACUUGAACAUAUAGCUAUAUUAGACAAGGAGAGGAUUCAAGUUAAGGCUUAUAUGGAUAGCGUUGUACUAUCCAGAUCAUUUUGUUGCUUGGUUUCAAGCUUCUUUCAUGUCUUGCAUGCUCAUCACCUAGAAUUUGUUGAAAAUAUGGAGAUCUUUGUUAACUGUGUGGUACCGGAAAGCAUGUCCAAGACAGUGUUUGGCAAUCUGAAAUCUCUCAAAAAGUUGAAAAUAUAUGGUAUAGAUCUGGCCAAUACUCUCUCAGUAGUUGCUACUUUGUGGGAUGAGAAUGGGUGUACUAUGCUUCCAUCAUCACUUGGACGCCUUGAGUUACAGCGGUGCUACCUUCAACCAUCAUCUUUGUCCAAGUUCUCGUCACUUGAUACUCUACACCUGAUAGAAUGUGACACACUUGAGAUGCCCUGUCUACCGUUAAGCCUGCGCCAGUUAAGAAUGCUGAAACAGUUGGAGAUUCAUGGAUGUGAUUGGAUCACAUCUUUCGAGGGAGCAGAAGCAUUGGUUUCCCUGGAAGAAAUGAAGAUAGAUCAAUGUAAUGACUUGGAAUAUGUACCAGCUGUAAGUGACAUGCCGUCUCUUCAGAAAUUGCAUCUGAGUCGUUGCCCUCAAGUGAUGCGUUUGUCCAUGGCUGGCCACCAGACAGCAUUGAAAGAACUGGUCAUAGCAUUUUGCGAUGCACUAUCAUCACUGGGAGAGUUGCGUGGCCUUGUUUCCCUUACCAAGCUGGAGGUUGUGGAAUGCUCUGACUUUGUAUUGCUGCCUGAAAUGGAUUCCCUUUAUUCACUCAGGAUUCUGGUCAUAAAUCGUUGCCCUAGGCUGAGGUCACUGCCAAGGAGUGGUUUUCCUGUAUCACUUAAAGCUUUCUUCUUGAAUGGAUGCCAUCCAGCGUUGGGGGAGCAAUUUCAGCGGAAGGAAGGUCCUGACUGGAACAAGGUUGCUGCGCUUCCGGGAUACAUGUGCUGUACCGACAUAUCUUCUGAACAAUGGCACUUACAAUGGAAAUGGAAUUCCGAUGUUUCAGAGAGCGCCAACGGCGUCAGCUUCGCUCAAGACACCGAUUUAUAUUAUUCUGAGUGAGGUGCUCUCAUACUAUGCAAGAGAUCUUUGCGCGUGGCUGGUGACCAAGAGCAAGAUCAGAACUAUGGUUAACCUGAAGAGGAAGAGUGCGUGCAAGAUGAAAUUCUCCACAUCCUGUAGUGAAGAAGCGGAAAGAUCGGACCGCCUGUUUUGCCGGUGCCCGUAAGAUGUUCUGGAGCUGUAUGGCGGUCAAGAGACAAAAGUGUUAUCCAAAGAGACGAACAGCGAUCGGUGGUGGAACCAUCACAGGUGGUGUGGGAAUGUCCAGCACCAACAGGAAGGAUUGACUCUUUGGGAACACGGUGCAAGAGGUGGAGCUGCCAGGGACGGUUCUGGAUUGAUAAACUGAAUCUGUUUCCGGACAGGCAGCUGCAGCUCCAGUGGGCAAAUUCUUAAAGCAAUCCGAAUAUUUAUUUAUUUUUCUUAAUGACGUAAACCGGUUUGAUUGUAAAACUGGACAUGUUAAUGGCUUUCUGCUGUAUGAGCUUUGCCAUCAGGUACGUACGUGUAUAUGUGUACAGCAUAUUGGAUCUUUUAGAGGACUGCAACUUUCAUAGGUACUCCAUAUGUUAUCUCUC
Phragmites australis (common reed) is the source of this 4703-nucleotide messenger RNA. Its product is annotated as putative disease resistance protein At3g14460. Gene Ontology annotation, biological process: defense response to other organism. Bases 1 to 4125 code for a protein of 1374 amino acids. The record is from RefSeq and is a predicted model, not a curated record. Gene Ontology annotation, molecular function: ADP binding. The transcript is spliced from 5 exons. NCBI's taxonomy places the organism in Eukaryota, Viridiplantae, Streptophyta, Magnoliopsida, Poales, Poaceae.